Messenger RNA from Periconia digitata, 874 nucleotides. The record is from the annotation of a GenBank genome assembly. Lineage: Eukaryota; Fungi; Ascomycota; Dothideomycetes; Pleosporales; Periconiaceae.
CAACCUCUCGUAAAAGGCUAGAACACGCCAAGAGAUUAUCGCUGGGGCACACACGUGGAGAUACCGCCUCCGCACUAUAUAUUCUCAAGGCUGCACUCCACCGAGCACUCCACCAAGCACUCCACCAAGCACUCCACCAAGCACUCCACCAAGCACUCCACCAAGCGCUCAUCAUCAACCUCAAGCAUGUUGUUCAGCUCGAUCCCACCAGAGCUCAAGCUUCUGGUAGCGGAGUACCUUGAUCCAGAGUCCUGUUUCAAUCUGGCUAUAUCUUGCAAGCAGAUUUGGUUCUUAUGCCGGUCGUUGGUCGACAAGCACUCGAAGCUAUUAUCGGAGAACCAGUCGCUCAUCGUCCCACCAUUACAACCAAUGUUUGACAUAAUCAACAAUCCUCCAAAAGGGUGGUACAUCCGGGACUGUGUACUUUGGUAUAGCGAGUUCAAUGCCGCCGGUGAAACGCCAAAAUCCUUAAAGGAUAAGGAGCGCCUCAUAUCGUACUACACGAAUUGGAUGGAGGAGGAAGGAUCCAAGGGUCAUACAAUUCCGUACAAAGGACAAACCUUCAUAACGCCGAUAACGCAGCUAAUGCAUCGCCUGCCCUUCCUCACCACCCUAUCAAUCAACAGUCAGCCCAACAAAUAUGAGCCUCAUGACACCUACGAACAUGCUUAUAUCAACUUCAUGCAUGUAUUAUCGAGGCUUUAUCUUCGAUCUCUCGGCACACAGCAGGUAUGCAACUUGCCAUUCAAAUUUCUGACAACUGUCGCGGUAGUGCAGUACAAUGUGAGGGAUGGUUGCGAUUUUGAUUGGUGCCUUGGAUUCAUGUACAUCCAUCCCGUCUCUGAGGAACUUCAUUGGCAGGAUGCAAGGUGAA